GCAAGAUAGACGAAGGCUUGCGCCUUCGGUCUCACCCGACCGUGAUGAGCUUGCUUCCUUUGUCCACAAGACAAAACCGAGGUCUGCCCCUACGCUGCUCUCAGGCCCGGAGAUUAGGUACCCGGACCCGACUAGUGAGCCGUGCGCUGUCCGAGGCCGACAAGGCUUCGGAAUCUCUUGAAAAGGCCAAAGGGCGUGCCAAGGAUCUUGUGGAAGACAACCGGCCGCCGAUCCUGCGCUUCCGCACAUUCCCCAUGAAGCCAUUCUCCGUUUCGGACUUGAUAGCUGGAUCAUGGUGCGAACUGCAGUACUACUACACCUUGACCCAACUCCCUGGCGGGAGAAAGACGCGAACGGCAGCCAUGAAGCGGGGCUCAGAAGUCCACGAGAAGCUUGAGCGGGAAGUUUACACGCCAGUCCAAAUAGACGUCACCAAGAAGGAAGACGCCUUUGGGCUCAAAAUCUGGAAUACAAUCCAAGGAUUGCGGGUUCUGCGCGACACGGGACUUACUCGUGAACUUGAAGUAUGGGGCAUGGUGGACGGGAACGUCGUCAAUGGCGUCAUUGACGGCCUGAGCUACGAGAACCCGGACCCCGAAUUGGAGGAGGAGGUCCUUAGCAGUCGCGGCAGCAGCCAGACCGUAACGAACUCGCAAAUGACAGACCCUGGUACUCCCUACAACAAGGGCCGGGACUAUGAGAUAUACAUCACCGACGUCAAGACGCGGACAACGGCCGCCCCGCCCUCCCAGGCACAGGUACGGGUGGCUAUCAUCCAGCUGUUCCUUUACCACCGCUUCCUCACACAGAUGGCCACCGACCAACUGGACUACCUACGCGUAUUUGAGCGCUACGGGCUUAACCCCGACGAACCCUUCUCCGACUCCUUCAUGGCCCAGAUCGGGGCCAUACACGGAGAGAUUUUCGCCGACAUCGAUGCUGAAACAUCCUCUGCCUCUUCUUUCAGUGGCGCCUCCUCAGAGUUAAGCAAUGGACUCGAAAACGGGGGGUUUGUCUCUGCGCCCUCCAGUCCAUCGCAACUAAGUAGCUUCGACCUGACCGAAGACGGCGAAUCUUCAUCCCCAUCCCGCUCUCGAAAGCUCAAAUACCGCACCCUCCGCGCCCUCCUCCCGCUCCUAAAAUUCGAAAUCCACCUCACCUUCCCCAGGGGAGCCGCUGAUCUCGGCCAAAUAGUAGCGGUCGAGUACCGGUACCGCAGCCGGGAGGAUCGCACCACCACCACCACCUCUGCCGAGUCAGAGACCUCACCAGAAGAGGCAGAUGCCAGCAGCAGCGGCAAAAGACCGCGGCGCUCGGCCCCGGGAAAUGGGCCUGGGCCUGUCCAACCCGAAGACGGCUCCGUCAUCUGCACAAAUACCUUCUUUGUCGAGCCACACACACUCGAUCUGUACCUGGAGGAGACGAUGCGAUGGUGGAAGGGUGAGCGCGAGCCCCACGGCGUACCGCUCGAGGAGGCCUUCAAGUGCCGCUCCUGCGAGUUUGUCGAGGGGUGUGAAUGGCGGCGGAAGCUGGAUAUGGAGGCUAUCAGGAAGGCCAAGGUCAAGAAGAUGAUGAGGGCUGACAAGGGGAAGAUGGUUGAACUGGAUGGGGAUGUGGUGGAAGAGGGGGGAAAAAGUGGGAGUGGGAGUGGAAAGGGGAGGGGUGGCAAGAGGAAGAGCGCUAUGGCUGCUUGGUGAAGAGCAGUGGUUUAGAUUUGAUAUGACUUGUUUUCUUGGUUUAUCGUUUCUUGUUUUGAUGCUAGGUCGGGAGCGAUCGGGUAUGGGACAGGUUGAAACCUCGGCUGGGGUGAAGGGUACAAGCACUUGUUAUACCCCUCAUAAAAGGUCCUAAGACGGCGCAUUAGGAUUUAACAAGUAUCGUUGACUCUUACUUCUAAGCCGGAACUAGGUCUCGUAUCUGCGCCUGUCAACGGAAUCGCAUACCUGAUGUGCACGCCGACCCUGAUCUCAAUGCAGGGCCAUUCACCGAUAGGGAAAGCAAACGGCCCCUC
Molecule: messenger RNA, 2011 nt
Organism: Canariomyces notabilis
Lineage: Eukaryota; Fungi; Ascomycota; Sordariomycetes; Sordariales; Chaetomiaceae
Exons: 2
Coding region: 45-1697 (550 amino acids)
Biological process (GO): interstrand cross-link repair
Cellular component (GO): nucleus; mitochondrion
Molecular function (GO): single-stranded DNA 5'-3' DNA exonuclease activity
Source: RefSeq, a predicted model, not a curated record